AUGGAACUGAAUAAAUUCCAAAUGUUUUCUCAAGAAACAGAUGAUGAAGUUGACCCUGAUGAUCCAGAUUUUGAUGAUGAAGAUGAAGCCCUAAAUUCAACCAACAAUGACUGGUUAUUUGAUGAUUCUGAGGAAGAAGAUCCUUGUUUAGCAAAUCCUUGUGACAAUGGGGGUACCUGUGAAACGAAAGGCCAAACAUUUGUGUGCCAUUGUCAUCCAUUUUAUGCAGGAAGGACAUGUCAAAUAAUAAACAAUCCCUGUCGGAGGAGUACAUGCAAGCAUGGAGAGUGUGUUCUAACCUUUCAUCCACCAUAUUACAAGUGCAAGUGCAACUAUCCAUUCAAACCACCAGACUGUAAAAAACCAAUUCGCACCUGUUCAAGAAAUCCUUGUAAAAAUGGUGGAACUUGUAGAAGGGGCCUGACAAAAAGAUCUUUUGUUUGCAUCUGUCCAAAAUCCUUCAGAGGUCGAUAUUGUGAAACAGAUUCUAAUGACUGUUAUGAGGGAAAUGGUGAAGAUUACAGAGGCAAUGUUGCUGUAACACAACAGGGAAGGGAGUGUUUAUACUGGAGCUCACACUUGCUUCUAAAGAAACACAUCAAUAUAUUUGAGCCUCAAGCUGAAGAAACUGGCAUUGGAGAUCACAGAUUUUGCAGAAAUCCAGAUGAUGACGAUAAGCCUUGGUGCUUUUUUAAAGAACCAAAUGGAAAACUGAAAUGGGACUUUUGUGCAAUCUCUCAGUGUGACCCUGGAACCACUGCAACACUUGAACCAGAGGCUGAGCCAACCUCUAUGAUCCCGACUUCUUUUGAAAGUUGUGGAAAAGUAGGAUUGAGAAGAAAUUUAAGCCGCAUCUAUGGUGGGCAGAAGACAGCUCGUGGCAGGCACCCUUGGCAGGCAUCUGUGCAACUAAAAAUUGCACUAAGUAUUUAUAAUGCAGGACACCAGUGUGGAGGAACCUUAAUUGCACCCUGUUGGGUUCUUACUGCAGCUCACUGCUUAGAAGCAAGCACUCAAGCCAAGCACUAUCAGGUACUACUUGGGAAACACAAUAUAGAUCAAACAGAACUAAAUGAACAAAAGUUCAACGUUGAACAAAUAAUUGUCCAUCCAAACUAUGAAGAAACUGAAAAUGCCUUGUACAAUGACAUUGCCUUAAUGAAAUUACAAAGUGUUGGAGGAGAGUGCAGCAAGGAAACAAAAUAUGUCCGAGCAGCAUGUUUGCCAGAUGUUGAGUUACCUCUCAACUCAGAAUGCUAUAUUUCAGGAUGGGGUGUAACUAAUGCAGGGAAUGGAUCAAAAUAUUUAUUGGAUGCAUCUGUGAAACUAAUCGCUCAACGAAUUUGCAAUAGACCAACAUCUUAUGAUGGUGUCAUUGAUAGCACCAUGAUCUGUGCAGGAAAUCUAGAAGGAGGAGUAGAUAGUUGCCAGGGUGAUUCAGGAGGACCACUGACUUGUGUGAAGGAUGGACUUUACCAGAUCUAUGGCGUAGUGAGCUGGGGCGAUCGCUGUGGGGUGAAAAAUAAACCAGGUGUUUAUGCCCGUGUCAUCAACUUCCUCAGCUGGAUUCACGGAAUAAUAUACUAA
Hemiscyllium ocellatum (epaulette shark) is the source of this 1587-nucleotide messenger RNA. RefSeq names its product hyaluronan-binding protein 2-like. The transcript has 11 exons. Gene Ontology annotation, biological process: proteolysis; blood coagulation. Gene Ontology annotation, molecular function: calcium ion binding; serine-type endopeptidase activity. Lineage: Eukaryota; Metazoa; Chordata; Chondrichthyes; Orectolobiformes; Hemiscylliidae. The record is from RefSeq and is a predicted model, not a curated record. The coding region runs from base 1 to 1587 and encodes 528 amino acids.